Cyprinus carpio (common carp) is the source of this 3804-nucleotide messenger RNA. RefSeq names its product ras-related protein Rab-8A. Gene Ontology annotation, molecular function: GTP binding; GTPase activity. Gene Ontology annotation, biological process: neurotransmitter receptor transport to postsynaptic membrane; protein secretion; regulation of exocytosis. NCBI's taxonomy places the organism in Eukaryota, Metazoa, Chordata, Actinopteri, Cypriniformes, Cyprinidae. Gene Ontology annotation, cellular component: synaptic vesicle; trans-Golgi network transport vesicle; endosome. The record is from RefSeq and is a predicted model, not a curated record.
UGCUGCGCGGAUUCUGCGCUCUCUGCUGAAGUACCGGGCGGGAUUUCCGCAAUACAUUAAGUAUGGCGAAGACCUACGAUUAUUUGUUUAAACUGCUGUUAAUCGGGGAUUCCGGCGUCGGGAAGACCUGUGUGCUGUUCAGAUUCUCGGAGGAUGCCUUUAACUCGACGUUUAUUUCGACGAUAGGUAUUGAUUUCAAGAUCAGGACAAUAGAACUAGAUGGCAAGAAGAUAAAGUUACAGAUAUGGGACACGGCAGGACAGGAGCGAUUCCGAACAAUCACAACGGCGUAUUACAGAGGUGCAAUGGGGAUCAUGCUGGUUUAUGAUAUUACUAAUGAGAAAUCAUUUGACAACAUCAAAAACUGGAUCCGAAACAUAGAGGAGCAUGCAUCAGCGGAUGUAGAAAAAAUGAUUUUGGGGAACAAAUGUGACAUUAAUGAGAAGAGGCAGGUGUCUAAAGACAGAGGCGAGAAGCUGGCGUUAGAGUAUGGCAUCAAGUUCAUGGAGACGAGUGCGAAGGCUAAUAUCAACGUUGAGAACUCAUUCUUAACGCUCGCCAGAGACAUAAAAUCAAAGAUGGACACGAAAUUGGAGGGGAACAAUCCUCAGAGCAGCAACCAUGGAGUGAAAAUUACCACUGAACAGCAGAAAAAGAGCAGCUUCUUUCGCUGUGUGCUACUGUGAAGAUCAAGGCCUUACUGUCCGCCGUCCGUGGGCUGGACACGACUGGACUAUGCUCUCCCUCUUAGCACUCCUCCUCCUCCUUCCUCUUUUAUCCCAUCUCUUCUUCUCUGUCGCGCUCUUCUUCCAGCCCUCGGGCAGUCAGAGUUCCUGGCUCCUCUUAUCUUCUUCCAUUGACAGAAUAGCGAUGCCGCUUCCUCUCGCUUAUGACCCUUCCCCGAUUAAACCGUGGUGGGAAAGCAUUGGUUCUGCAAGUCAAGGUGAAGAACUGGGUGCUGAUGCAUCGCCGCAAUCGUUCCAGCAGCAAACGUGCACCUAAAGAAGAUCCCACAUCUUUGUUUCAGUCGCUCGUUUUGAGCGCACAACUGCCAAAAUUGAUCCAUUCCUUCGUGGCGACCUGGAAGCAGUGGUGUUUCUGGGUCGGGCCGCAGAGCGUGGUCUGAUAUUGAGCCAGUUUGAGAGUUACGUGGGACUUUCUUUAUCAUUCCACUUUCAUGCAUUCUUCGACAAUCACAUGACCUUAUUGUAAUAUUAUAACCCACCUCUUAAAUGCUUUUUCCUUUCUUUCAUUUAAAAAAAACAAACAAACAUUUCGCUGUUUUUGUCCCCGGUUUUACUUUUCAGACCUGUUACGCAAAAGUGUUGCGUUCGCAGUCAAGGUUUCAUAUUAAACGAAGGAAGAUCCUGCUUUUUAUACAUCAAGACAUGUUUGCUGCCUCGUUAAAACUAACCUCGCUUUUUUUUUUUUUAACAUGCACACAAAGCUAUUUCCAAAUAGAUCAGUUUUUUAUGCAGUAGCGCUAUAGCUUUCGUUUUAACAUCCUUCGAAUAAAUUUAGGUCUUGCUUUAUUACGACCUGAAAACGGCCCAACAUGAAAGCGUUCUUUAAUUAAAAACACUUGAAUUGACUAGUGUAAUCACAUGAAACUGACACACAGCCCUUGAUAGAAAGUGAUAGGAAAUCCUGAGUCUGUAGUAUUAACAAAUAUGCGUAACCAAAAGCAAUGAGAGAGGGCGACUGUGUAACCUGAAGAGCAGAGCUGUACUUGAGAAAGCACCUCGCGUAUACAGAAGUCCAUGCACUUUAUCAGUAUCUUUUGUGUUGUGUGUAGUUUGUGCCAAGUGAUAGUUUUGCAUCAUAAAGACAGGCGUUUUUACACGGUUACAUGGAGUGUGACCUGCCGAAUUCAUGUUCAUUUCGAGAUUCCCGAAAACAUUUUCAAGGAACAUUUCUACAAGUCUUGAAUUAGUCCUAUCACUUAUCCUGAUAGUAAGCCAGAGCUGGUUUUAUGCAUUGGCUGCUAUUGGUGCAGUUCUUCUGUCAGUUGUGUUUUGUUAAUUUGUUCAUAUUUCUCAUGUAUUCUGAAUGGACUGUACGUGUAGCGUCUGAAUUACAGUCCUAUAGCAUGUCAGUCUUAAUUAGUUUGGGUUGCAGAGUGUAAAAGCAAACAGAUUUGGUUCAUGUGACUAGGAUUAUCUACCCAGAAUACAGUAAUCCACCAUUCCUGAGUUUUGAAUAGCGUGUUAUCAUAAGCACAUGCAAGAAAUGCAAUGCUAGAGAGUUGUACUGCCCUUCAAAAGCAAACCGCAGUUGGAUGUGAGUUUUCACACUGAUCAGCUGAGUCACAAGAAACCUUUAUUUUGAGAAAUUGUGACGUUUUUCCUUUGCACCGCAGUAUACGCAAAUGUACAUUUUGUAGACAUAUUGUAAAACGUAACAUGUCAGUUGGUGCAGUUGUGUUCACCAGCAAUAGGUCAGGAAACUUUACCAGAAGCUUCAGCACCCAUUAGAUUUGAGUGAGAAAACAAAAAAACUAAUCCAAAUAAGUGAAUCUCACAAAACCUGACAAGAACACAUUCAGGUCAGAUUUCAGCCCAAAAACCAGUUCAUUUUGCAUCGUGUUGUUUUCAUGACAAACGUGUUUCCACACAAAAAUUAAGUAUAUACAUAAAAUAAAACUGCUUGCAUAUCAGGACAGUGUGUGUUGUACCAGCUUUAGAAAAAAAAAAAAAAAAAAAAUCACUGAAUUAGAUUAUUUUAUUUUUUACAUAAUGAGAAUUCCGGAAGUUAACUGUCAUUGAAAAUGUAACAAAAAAUAAAAUCUAUAUAUACUCCAUAUGAUUUGGGGUGAAAUGUGACCUGAAAGUGUUUUUAAGAGAUUAAAAGGCUAAGAAGCACAGUGUUUGACUGUUUUCGAGGCAGAAGUGCAUUAAAUUCUCUUCUUUCUGCAAUAUGGCGCAUCUUAAAAAUGGCCACUUUCCUUUUCUCUUUCCAAGCUUAAUUGUUGAUCAACUUGAAAUGACUUCCUGUUUGCACCUUGUUCUCUUUCCACCUCAAGGAGAUGCUGUUUUGGGUUCAUAUUUGCGUUAGAAGCUGUAUGUCGGUGUAACCCAUCUUCAUCUGCACCCACAGCAUCUCUCUUCGCUCCCUGUCCAAUAAUGUCCCUCACUUGCCGUUUGUCUUAAUAACAAAUACUUGAUCUUUCAUUUUGGAUCUAUGCAUCAUGAAGGUGAUACUGUUGACCUCCUGUAUGUUUUAUCUGUUUGUGUGUGUUUAUUAUUUUCUAUAGAUGUCCUGUACAUUAAAGCCUUGGUCUGGUUGUCUGUUCUGAGCUUUAGAGGACAGUCUGCUGUUUAAAACAUGUAAACGGACCUCAGACGAAAUUUAAUCUGGCCUUAGGGUGUUUUAAAGUGAUGAAAUAAAAUGCAAAAACAAUAUAACAGACAGCUGGCAAAACAUUUGUAUUUAAUUUGUGGAAAAGAACAUUAGCAAACAGGUACCGCUUUCUGUCUUAACAAACGGCUUUGCAGUGAUGCGUACGUCUGUCGAUCUCAGUUAUUGCUGUUUAGUUUGUCUUUCUCGUAUUUCUUAAUUUGAAACGACUCAUCCAUAUCAUUUACAGAUUGUUUUUAUAUGACCAGGUUUUCAUUUGUCGAUUGUGAGGGAACUGGGGAGAUCGGUAAAUUACAUUUUGGUAUAAAAAAAAGAAACAAUUGUAAAUAACUCUAAAAGGAGAUCUACUUAAAUUGUACUGUACUUUCUAAAACGUUGAAAAACUGAUCUACAGUUUUUGUAGAUAUCUGUACUUUUGAUUUAUUAAAAUAAGGUUCUUUUAAGAGA